Molecule: messenger RNA, 3693 nt
Organism: Rhinocladiella mackenziei CBS 650.93
Lineage: Eukaryota; Fungi; Ascomycota; Eurotiomycetes; Chaetothyriales; Herpotrichiellaceae
Exons: 2
Coding region: 1-3693 (1230 amino acids)
Biological process (GO): positive regulation of GTPase activity; Ras protein signal transduction
Cellular component (GO): plasma membrane
Molecular function (GO): guanyl-nucleotide exchange factor activity; protein binding
Source: RefSeq, a predicted model, not a curated record
AUGUCACGCAACGUAGGACAAGAUUCAACUUCCAAAGGCCAUUCAGUCAAGUCUGGGCCGACUUUUGCCACGGCUUUCCAUUACAUAGAACCUAUCCGACCUUCUCAAUCGACCCUCCGAUCCGAAAACUCCAGGACUCAUCAUUCGGGCAUGAGCGGCCUCUCGCCGCGCCGUCGUGCAGCUCAAGCGGCUGCUAUGAACGGCUAUGUCGCCAGCCCUGACCUUCCUCCGCCUCCUCCACCGAUCUUCGUGCGAGCCCUGUACAAUUACGAUGCUGAUGACCACACCAGUCUGAGUUUUCGCCAGGGGGAUAUAAUCCAAGUGUUGACUCAGUUGGAAAGCGGCUGGUGGGACGGCGUAAUCAACGAUGUUCGGGGCUGGUUCCCAAGCAAUUAUACCGUUGAAAUCACCAAUCCCGAUGAUUUGAGUGAGCCGGGGACAGGAGGCCACGAUGAGAGCGAGACCAGUGCUGGGUCGGGUACUGAGGAAGAUUAUGAGGAUGAAGAGGAGGAUUCAGACACUCGCACACAAGAUGACGACUCGGACUUGCCAAUCGAGGGCGGCAGCAGCACUCAGAUUCAAGAAGAGGCGGCGUUUUGGGUUCCUCAGGCGACUCCGGACGGACGAUUGUUUUAUUUCAACACGUUGACGGGUGUCAGUACCAUGGAGUUGCCUCUAGAAACACCGACCAGUGCGGAUGAGACUGGUCCUCGAGAUCGCACCAAUUUUCACGUGCCAGAACAAACGAGACCGCCUCCGGAAAUGAUGGCGGGAGGGUACGGGCAGAAUGAAGAGGAUUAUGACGGCUCUGCCUCCGAGGCGGACGGUGAACAGUCUUUCCGAUCUCCACGCAAGAAAGGCUCCAUGACUUCUGGCAGCAUUUCCACCUCAACUUCCAUGGAUUCCAUCGACGUAAGCGCAGCCCGACAAGCCGGCAAUCAAAUUCCCCAUCCUCUCACCAGCCCUUUUGGAUCUCAAUCCAAUGUCUCGAUGGCGCUCCCUCCUCUUGGAACGACGGCCACGUCCUUCACGGUAUCUCCGCCACCGAAGCUGUCUAAAUCCCCCACACCGAGAUAUUUCGUGGACGACGCAGUGGCACCCGUCACAUGGAACACUUUGGUGGAGAAUAUGCGAGCUGCCGUUGAUGCCUAUCGACAUGCCAUCCGCACCCACGCACGAGCUGACUACGUUCGACGGGCAGAAGAUAUUUCAGAUCAUCUGCGAAUGCUGUUGGCAGCGGGAUCAGGGACCACCGACAACCACUCUGGCAAUCCAUCGAUCAUUUCGUCCAACAAAGCACUCUACCCUCAUUUCCGGGAAAUGAUGUCCAAGUUUUCGAAACUGGUCUUAUCCUCUCAUAUCGCCGCUGCCGACUGGCCGGGACCGGAUGCUCUAACGAAGUGCCUACAAGAAGCCGAUGGAGUUAUGAAUGGUGUAUACGGCUACGUCGAGGUCGCCAGGCAACAAAGAGGAGAAGAGAUUCCACGAUUGAUCCCGGGCUUCUUUGUUGGAAGCCAUGUCGGCGGAAGCUGGCGGGACAAUAAUAUUGAAAGUCAAGCGAAUCUGGACGAAGUGUCGUUCAUGGAUUCCAGCGACGACUUUCGAUCACGUCCUUCAGUGCCACUGGAUGCCAAUGUGUUGCGUCGCAUUGAAGACUCGAAGAAAAAUUUGACCGCUGCCGUUCGUCGUCUCGAGGAGUCACUCGUUCUCGCUGAGAAAAUUGUGACUUCGGCCAGGCAAUCUGCAAUCGGCGACACAAUCUGUCAGGGCGCGGGUGUUGUUAUAGAUCAAUUUCGACCUUGGAUCACACAGAUCGAGUCGGUUGACCUUGCUCCACUCGGAAAUGUGUUUCAAAAACCGUCGUUGGUGGACUUUGGAACACAGAAGCAAAAGGCCUACGAUUCGAUCGGUGAAUUGAUCGCUGCCUGUCAGGCUGUGACGGCGCCGCUGCCGGACGAAUGGGCAGAAAUUCGUGGUGAGUCCUUGGAUACCCGCAUGAGCAAUGUUCGAGGAGCUUGCAAGCAACUGGACACACAUACCUCCAACGUCGGUUAUGCUUUGCAGCUCUUUCUACCAGCCACCGCUCUAAAUGCACCCGGCGUAUCGAACAAGCGGGAUCACCGCGUGACAGACGGAGGUGAAACAUAUCAGAACCAUCACUUGAGAUCGGACUCAUUACAGCGGCCUGCAUUGGCAGAUCUCGGUCAAUCAAAUUCUUACACUCUCGGCCAGGAUCCAACAAUGCCGGAGAAACUUCGCCGCCCCCCCACCAAAGACAAAGCAAGGCAGUUCUUCGGGCAGAUCCCACCCAAUCUGGCUCAGCUCAAAGCCAAUAUUGAACCUUCUUUCUCUGCGGAGGAUGUCCCCUGGUAUCUACAGCUCGACCACGCUGAUGAGGUCACAUAUGAUACCAGAAACGACCCGCCUCAGGUUAAAAGUGGCACGCUCACCGGAUUGGUUGAACAGCUUACUCGCCAUGACCGUCCUGACACGACCUUUACCACCACCUUUUUGCUCACUUAUCGAUCCUUCACGACGGCGACGGAACUCUUUGAGCUUUUGGUGAAGCGUUUCAAUUUGCAACCCCCCGCGGGUCUGAAUCGAGAUGAAUAUCUCAUUUGGGAGGAGCACAAGCAAAAGCCCGCCCGAUUUCGAGUGUUGAACAUUCUCAAGGCCUGGCUCGAGUUGUACUGGAUGGAAAAUGAUGAUGCUACCAGUCACGCUUUGCUUGAUCGGAUGAUGGCAUUUGCAAAGAGCACACACACCAACACCAAAAUCCCCUUGGCAAAGGUCCUGACCAACAUCAUCGAUCAGCGCAUGAAAGGAGGAGAAACGUCGUCCAAGAAACUUGUUUUGACGCUGACCAAUUCUGCACCGGCUCCUAUCCUCCCGAAGAACAUGAAGAAAUUGAAAUUCCUCGACAUUGAUCCGACAGAGUUUGCUCGACAAUUGACGAUUAUUGAAUCAAGACUCUACGGCAAAAUCAAACCGGUCGAAUGUUUGGCCAAAACAUGGGAAAAGAAGGGCAAAUCAGAAAGCAGUGAUACGGCACCAAAUGUGCAGGCGCUGAUCCUCCAUUCCAAUCAACUGACAAAUUGGGUCGCGGAAAUGGUAUUGGCACAUAGUGAACUGAAGAAAAGAGUGGUGGUGAUCAAGCACUUUGUAGCCAUUGCCGAUAAAUGUCGAGCAUUAAACAAUUUCUCGGCCGUGACCGCCAUCAUUUCCGCCAUGGGUACAGCCCCACUCCUGCGACUCAACCGAACCUGGCAAGCGGUCAAUCCCAAGACACAGGCGAUGCUCGAGUCAAUGCGUCAAUUGAUUUCCUCUUCGAAGAACUUUGUACAAUACCGAGAAACCCUUCACGCAGCGACGCCGCCUUGCAUUCCAUUUUUGGGUGUCUAUCUGACUGACUUGAUCUUCAUCGAGGAUGGUAUUGCAUCCCUGGUGAAGAAUACGGAACUCAUCAACUUUGCCAAACGAACCAAGACUGCCGAGGUCAUUCGGGAUAUUCAACAAUAUCAAAAUGUACCGUACACGCUCAAUCCAGUUCCAGAGCUACAGGAGUGGAUUUCAGAGAAUAUGAGGAAUGCUGGAGACGUUCAGGAAAUGUAUAACCAGAGUCUGAAGGUGGAACCUCGGGAACGAGAAGAAGAAAAGAUUGCUCGACUCCUAUCGGAAUCUGGGUUCCUAUGA